AUGGCGGUGCCCGCUUUCUUCCAGACCAAGGAUCGCUGCGAAGAGCUUCGGUCUCCCAACUACUUCAACCUAUCUCUCUCUCUUUUGAUCCUUCUUGGCCUCUUGAUUUCAUACCUUCCCCAACAUCACCGUAUCGCUUCGAGGCGAACUUCCGAGGGCAUUUCCCCUUGGUUCGUUCUCCUGGGCGUUACCUCGGCCACCUCCGGUUUCGCCAACAUCCUGACUGUGCCGCCAUCACGACAAGACAUCGCCUGUUGCAGUCAGCUGGAAACUUCCGAAUGCUUGGCAGGUCUCCUGGGCAUCGCUCAACUGGGCGUCCAGUGGCUUUGCUUCGCCCUCAUUCUGGUUCUUUUCCUUGUCUUCUUCCGAUCUGAAGAUGCAGAUGUGCCCGAAGAAGAGCUGACUGGCGAACCGCCCAAGUGGCACACUGCGGUCACUGUCGGGCUGCUGUGUGUGUUCCACGCCGUCAUCAUCAUCAUCCUGACAGGUGUUUUUGCCGUCGCAUUGAAGAGUCAUCUUAACUUUUGGGCCAACCUGCUAGGUGUCAUGGCAGCCGCGCUCGCCGCUGUCCAGUAUAUUCCUCAAAUCUGGACGACUUAUCACUUGAAACAUGUCGGCAGUCUCAGCAUUCCCAUGAUGUGUAUUCAGACCCCGGGCGGAUAUCUAUUUGCGUUCAACUUGUGGCUCAGGUUGGGUUCCGAGGGAUGGAGCACGUGGGGCAUCUUUCUCCUGACGGCUACCAUGCAAGGCAUCCUACUGGGCAUGGCCAUCUACUAUGAGUUGACCAAAGAGCGAGACCAAAGCGAGAUUGAGAACAACGGUUUAGAUGACGACGAGCCUCAAAGGCCAAACCCUAUCCGUACCUACUCCGAGGGCUGGCAGGACGGCCUGCCCGGGCCCUACACGGCCCAUCCAGAGCGUUACGCUGAAACAGAGGAGGAGCUCGAGAGACUGCACGACCGCGAGGAACGCCAAGUUCUUCGUGAGGAUAGACCUCUGCUGCGACCAGGUGGCAUUGGCACACCACGAGUCAACUACAACACGACUAGUUGA
This is a messenger RNA of Verticillium nonalfalfae, 1053 nucleotides long. RefSeq lists its product as uncharacterized. The record is from RefSeq and is a predicted model, not a curated record. The coding region runs from base 1 to 1053 and encodes 350 amino acids. NCBI's taxonomy places the organism in Eukaryota, Fungi, Ascomycota, Sordariomycetes, Glomerellales, Plectosphaerellaceae. The transcript has 3 exons.